CCCACGUGUGUUCGUGCCGGAGCUGUCAGCUGCAGAAUUUCAGUUGGGUUCAAACGCUCAACCGCCGGCCGGCUGUGCAUCUCCGAGUGAGAGGGGGACGGCAGUGGAGAAAAGAAACACCAACGCUCAUUCCGUGCCAUGGCUAAAGGGAAGAGAAGGAGGUCGGACACCCAGGACUCACAAGGAGAGGAGCCAACUUCUGAGAUGCAGCCGGAUGUAGCCAAGGCGAAAAGAAAGAAAAGGAGCAGAGACCAGGAUAUUGAAGAAGAAAGGAUGGAAAUACCAGUACAGCAGGAGCAGGAGGAACUCACAGCAGAAGAAAAGAGAAAGAUUGAACGGAAACUGAAGAAAGAGCGCAAAAAGAAAGAAAAACAGCUGCUGAGGGAAGCUGAUGCAUUAGGAGAAAAAGUGAAACCUCAGCCAUCAGCAUCUGACCUUGCACUCAAAUAUCUGAAGAGUUGGUCCAAGGAACGGAAAAAUUGGAAAUUUCAGAAGACGAGGCAGACCUGGCUCUUAAAGCACAUGUAUGAUCGUACUAAGAUCUCUGACAAGCAUUUUGCCAGGUUGCUGAAGUAUCUAAAUGGGCUGAAGGGCAAAGCUCGGGAGGAAACCAUUCAGAAAGCUGAGGCUCUGAUGAAGGAAUUUGAAACGACAGAUGAUUGUACUGAAGACAUUUCUGUGAAGAUUGAACGAAUACGUCAAGUCCUUCAGCUUUUGUCUUGAAAUUUUUCAAAGGAUUCAUAUAGUUGUCUCCCUGCUUACAAUGUAGUUGAGCACAAUUGCAAGAUCACAUUUAAUCCAAUUUUUCUGGCACUGCUCUUGGUUUGACU
Messenger RNA from Hemiscyllium ocellatum (epaulette shark), 830 nucleotides. RefSeq lists its product as uncharacterized. Bases 139 to 723 code for a protein of 194 amino acids. The record is from RefSeq and is a predicted model, not a curated record. The transcript is spliced from 5 exons. NCBI's taxonomy places the organism in Eukaryota, Metazoa, Chordata, Chondrichthyes, Orectolobiformes, Hemiscylliidae.